Molecule: messenger RNA, 989 nt
Organism: Tuber aestivum (summer truffle)
Lineage: Eukaryota; Fungi; Ascomycota; Pezizomycetes; Pezizales; Tuberaceae
Source: the annotation of a GenBank genome assembly
GAGGAACUCGGCAAAGGAGGUUUCGGUGUUGUCAACAAGCAGAUUUGGAAAGCCACAGGCGACUAUCGUGCAGUGAAGGCGAUUGGUAAGAGGUCGCACAGCAAGUUCGAUUAUUCUAGGGAGCUUCUUGUGAUGGCUAUAUUGGCAAAGGUUUGGCUCCCCGCUCCCAAAGGCCCGGCCUGCUGCCCUUACGGGGUUACUGUCUAAUCGUGUGCUCUUUUAGCGUCCGUCGUUAUUCGUGGAGUUUCUGGGUUGGUUCGAGGAGCCCGAGACUCUGUAUAUUGCAAUGGAAUAUCUUAAGGAAGGCGAUCUUACCAAGCAUGUCGGCACACUGCUACCACAAGAAACGGUUCAAGUUAUUACAAAGCAGAUACUCGAGGGUCUCGAAGUAAUGCAUGAGGAGGGAAUCGCUCAUAGGGACCUAAAGCCUGCGGUAUGGACCUUACAGCAAAAAAAAACCCUACUUGACAACACCGAAUCGCAGAAGACUAAUUAGUGAAAAGAACAUCUUCGUAGUUUCUAUGUCUCCCGUCUGGGUCAAACUGGGGGAUUUCGGAAUAUCAAAGCGGGUCCGGAUUCAAGAUACGACAACCUUUCAUACUCAAGUGUCAACUCCAAUGUACAGUGCUCCCGAGGUGCUGGGACUGAACUCCAACAGUGAAACCUCCGCCUACACGAAUUCUGUCGACAUCUGGUCACUCGGGUGUGUGGUAUUUGAGUUACUUGCGGGGACAACGUUAUUCUCCUCGGAGAGCCAAAUAUACCUUUACUUCUUUAGGAAAUGGCCGUUUCCGGAGGAUAAAUUAAAAGAGCUAUCACCCCCGCCAGACGAUGUCGGAAUUUCAUUACUGAAAUCCAUGCUCACAAUUGAACCCGAGGAUCGCCCUACAGCCCCGCGCGCACUAGGCCAUGAGUGGUUGAUGCACCUUAAGAGCGAGGGUGAGCGGUCUAGAGGUGAUCGGGGUGAGGUAGCGCGAGGUCGGAGUGUG